Molecule: messenger RNA, 1518 nt
Organism: Rotaria sp. Silwood1
Lineage: Eukaryota; Metazoa; Rotifera; Eurotatoria; Philodinida; Philodinidae
Source: the annotation of a GenBank genome assembly
AUGGUUCAUUGGAUACGUUUGCCGAAUGCCAUUGCACCUGAUCAAACAUACGAUAUAAAUGGCAUCUGGACUGGCAGUACAUCUAUCAUUGACGGUGUUCCAAUUAUCAUCUAUACUGGAAUCAAUGAAACCAAUGCACAAGUACAAUGUCAAGCUCGUCCAGCUAACGUCUCAGACCCAACAUUGACAGAAUGGAUUAAGUGGCCAUCGAAUCCACUUAUUACUAGUCCGAAUGGACGUGAUCCAUCGACAGCUUUUCAAGAUGAUCAUAAUAAUUACUACUUGAUCUAUGGAUUUGGCUCGGAUGAACUCGGUGGACAAGCAGUCUUAUUUACAUCCAAGGAUUUUGUGAAUUGGACGUACUUGCAUCCAAUUCACAGCAACCAUUAUGAUGUCUUUUGGGAGUGUCCAGACAUUUUCAAUGUUUCUAACCGACUCAUCAUGAAAGCAUCAUUGCGUGGACAAGACUUUUGGACUGUUGGUGAACUAGAUCCUAUAGAAAAAGUUUUUCAUCCUCUUGCUGGGGAUCUUGGCGAAUAUACACAACUAGUCGAUCAGGGGAAAUUCUAUGCAUCAAAAUCGUUUCAUGAUCCAAUUUCUGAUCGACAAGUGAUCGUAGGUUGGAUAGCUGAAGAUGAUGAUCAAGGUGAAAAACGAGGUUGGCAAGGUAUGCAUUCCCUGCCACGAUCUAUCUUUCUUUCGGAUGACGGUCUGCAACUUCGUUCACGUCCAAUACUAGCAUUGCAAAGUCUACGUAUUGAAGAAAGUCAUCGAUACUUUCAUAAUAUCGUUUUAUCAUCAAUAAUACCAUUCCAACUAGUGCCUGAUGUGAAUGGAAAUCAAAUUGAAGUGAUGAUCAACUGGCAAUUUCCAAGAGAUCAAGAUUUAGAUUUCGGAUUGAGUGUUCUUUCAACAUCGAAUGGUAACCAACGAACAAACAUUGGUGUGAUGAUGAGAGCUAACACAACGUUUAUGCCUAAUUGGGAUUUGCCUGGAUGGGACUAUUUUAGUGUACCAGGUAUUACAAAUUCGUUUGAUUGUCAAUACGCUUGCAAUCAGGAUGCUAAAUGUCGUACAUGGACCUUUGUCAGCAGUCGACAAGUAAAUAACAAUUGUUUUCUUAAAACGGGGAUACCGCAUUUGGAAGCAGACUCAACAUGUACCUCAGGUAUAAAACAACGCCAAACAAAUCAGCAACAACUUGUGUGGAUCUACAUUAAUCGAACCUUAUCACAACAAAAUCCCGGCGCAUCACGUGUUCCACUUGCUGGUACGAUCUUGUUGGAGUCUGAGUCAUUGAACAAUCAGUGGUUUCUUGGAUUACAUAUUUUCAUUGAUCAUUCAGUAAUCGAAGUGUUUGAACCACAAGGUGGUCGUAUGGCAAUCACAACGCGUGUCUAUCCAGAAGACGAUACGGCCGAACAUUUAGCAGUUUAUGUAAAUAGUGGUCCGACCACGAAUCAGAGUAUUAUAAUUGACACAUUCGACAUUUGGACUCUGAACGGCAUCUGGACGUGA